This is a messenger RNA of Centruroides sculpturatus (bark scorpion), 955 nucleotides long. RefSeq lists its product as uncharacterized. The record is from RefSeq and is a predicted model, not a curated record. The transcript is spliced from 3 exons. Lineage: Eukaryota; Metazoa; Arthropoda; Arachnida; Scorpiones; Buthidae. Bases 279 to 764 code for a protein of 161 amino acids.
UACUACGAUGGAGAAGUCAGGAAUAUUUAGGUGACGAUUUAUUAAUUCGAGUUAUACAAGAAUUUCCAUUUAUUUAUGACAAAAGUCAUACAGACUUUAAAGACAUUAAAAAAAAAAGUAAUUCAUGGAAGACCGUGGCAGAGACUGUCCAAUUGACAGUGUCUGAAGCCCAGGCGAGAUGGAAACUGUUACAAGAACACUUCAGGAAAGAAGAUCGCCGAUAUACCCCAUCUGGGAGCGGAAAAGCCUCGCAGCCUGUAUGGCCAUUAUAUCAGUCAAUGAUGUUUUUAAAGAAUAUUGUAAAACAUCGCAAGACUCGAAGUAAUUAUGCACCAUCGACCGAUGUUGAAGCACUCCAUGAGAGUACAAGUGUACUCCAUGGAGAUGCAGACACAUCCCCAUGGAAUACACUUGAUACAUUAACGAGAGAUGUAUCAGUGUGUGAACAGGAUGACAUUUGUGAUGGUGUUGCGACCUAUUGUGAUGGUCCAUCAACUUCUGUAGGUGACAUAUCAACUCACCUGACAAAUAUGAAAAGAAAAAAAAGAAGAACAGAAACUGAUAAUGUUGAACUAGAGACAAGCAUACUAAAUACUUUGUCAGCUGUUCAACCCUAUCUAAUGAACAUUCAGAAUCGCAAUAGUGAUGACAUUUUUGUAGAAUCAGUUUCUACAAAUAUGUCAGAAUUAAUGAGAAAAAUGAAUCCUAAAGAAAAAAAGGAGUUUAAAAUAUCUAUUUUGGAAUUUUUAGCCAAAUAUGAAUAAAUUUGAACACUCCAAGAACUGUUGUUUUGUUUGAUUUGGUAAACCACAUUUGUGAAUAUACAGACAGUAUUAGAAUAUAAGUAUAUACAUCAUUAGUACCUAUAUAUAUAUAUAUUUUUAUAGAUUCCUCUAUGUAUAAUAAAACUAUUUUUAUUAUACAUACAGGAAAAGAAACAAAACAGUAAAUUUCU